UUAUUUCUACGUUUAUUUUCAAGGAGAAAAAAUAAGACUGCAAAAUAUUAUCUGGUCACGUUUGACAAGUAAUUCGAUCUAUAAUCAACAAAAUUCAAUAUGAUCGAAGAUCAAGGGCUUCGGAUAAGGCGUUCAAGGAUGCCUCGCCGGGUUGUUUCGAGACUCAGAAGAAGAAUAAUAUUGACCAUCGUCACAGUUGGAAUCUUUCUCACGAUGAUCGCCCUGGAAACCCAUUUUUGGGAAGAGUCUCACAUUUGGGGGAAAAUUGCCUGGUCCACGCGCUGUUUCAUUCCGUUCAUGCGAGAACCCUUGGCCGAACUGCUUGUGGCUCCAAACGUGACCAUGCCUGAUGGCUCCGUGCGGAAGUGCACGAAACUUGCGGAAGUUUUUGUUCCUGGAUUCCGGAUCCCGACGAAAAAUGCUUGCGAUGAAGGCGUGAGGCUGCUGGUGACAGUCAUUUCACACCCGAAAAACCUAACGUCGAGAAACGCCAUCCGUGCUACGUGGGGCAAUAUGCUGAAGGAGACCGGCUACGCUCAGGUUUUGUUCUUUUUUGGACGAGUUCGAGAUAGAUCGACACAGAAGCGAAUAAAUGCUGAAAGUCAAGUUUACCGGGACAUUGUUCAAACAAAUAAUCCGGAAGACUGGAAAACUCUGGUACUGAAGGAAUAUGCUGCCUUGAUCUGGAUCAAGACGCAUUGUCGCAAUGUCAAAGCUAUUCUCAAAACUGACGACGACGUUUACGUAAAUCCGAAGAAUCUCAUUCAGUACUUCGAAACUGUUAAAUUGAAAGAAAACGUUAUUACUGGCGUUAAAAACCCAGGCCUAUGUAACGACUGGAAUCAGCGCGAUUUCAAAAAUCUGAUCCUGGAUUCCUCGCUUCCGGACAAUGCGUAUCCUUUGAAACAUUAUCCACCCCACCUGGCUAUGAAUUACUUUUACACCUUCGAAACUUUAGGUCCAUUGAUCGAUGCUGGAAAAAGGAUCAAUUUUUGGGCUAUGAACGGUGACCUGUUUAUUUCGGGUUUGCUGACUGCACUCGCCAACGUGACCGUCGUGAAUGAUGCGAGGUUUGCCGUGCUUUUCGGGGACACUGCUCUGAAUCUGAUCCCAUCAUCGAGAACGUGGAAGUUUUUCUUUAGCCAAGCAAUCGUGGUUGCACACAACCCAAUUCACAAGCCUCAUGAAAGACAUCAUUUGUACCCUGAAGCCCUUUUUCAGAUUCACAAGAUUCUUUUCGGAAGUUCACUUCAAUAAGGGCUUCAUGUCAUGAGGGGCACUAGUUAGUCAGAUAUACUGUAUUGUAUGGAACUAACAAAUGAUUCUGCUGACGUUUUGAGUCCGGAAAUGGUUUUAUUUUUCGCCUGGAUUUUAAUUCUUCCUAUAUCUUGAGUAUUGAUUUUGAUGGUCGUAUUAAUCCUUUUACUAUAGCAAUUCAUGAUAGUAACUAUAUAGAAAUUUUUCUCGGAGAAGCAACAUUUAGCAGCCUUUUUUCAUCUGGUUUAUGAAGUUUGUGUAUUGUUUUCAAGACAUGUGGGAUGAUAAAUUGUGCCCGCGUUGAAAUCAAACUAUUGUAUUAUUGUGCUACUGUAUUCAUUGAAAAAUUAACCUCGAUUCCAUGGAGGAAAAACCUGCCCAAUUUCACUCAAAUUCCAAUCCAGAAUACUGCAGAAGACUGUCUGUUUUCCAUUAAAAAUAUAUUCAGUAUAUUUUUAUUGUUUCGCAUAGUUUUUGGAUUUUUGCAGACUUCGCACAGGCCCGAAGAAAAAAACGUAGAACGUAGAAAAUGCAGUAUAAAAACGAUUAUAUACAUUACCGAAGAAAAAACUUAGAAUGAAGUGAGCGUUAUUGGAAUCAUUGUUGAAAAUUUAGAUUUUAUUGUGAUUUGGAAAAAAAUUAACAUGAUCGCGGAUGAAGACUGGAUACAUUACGUAUGAAUCAAGGAGCUUUUUCAAAUAUCAUUGACUUAACAAUACCGAAAAAACGGAAGCCAGUAUUCAUAUACAGUAUUCAAUGAUUCCAUUUGCUCGAAUAAUUUUCUCUUUCGCUGAAGUGUUGGUCUAAUCCAGUCAUUCGACACAGUCCUAAAUACGCCUUCCUCGUGUAGAAAAUAUCCGGUUUUUCCAGUUUAUAGAUGCUUGCUUACAAGAUUCUGAUGAUCCGGGAAAAGUCAAGUGUUUAUAAUGGCCAUUAAAAUACCAGAGACAAGUUCAUUAUCUUCAAACAGCGAUGUCUUCUGUUUUGAACUAAAAUAAAAUAUUCCAAGAAAUUCCAUUUUUUGGCGAGUGGGGUGCCUGGAACUUGGAAAUUAACGCUGUAUUCUGACUGUAUUAUA
This is a messenger RNA of Notodromas monacha, 2335 nucleotides long. The record is from the annotation of a GenBank genome assembly. Lineage: Eukaryota; Metazoa; Arthropoda; Ostracoda; Podocopida; Cyprididae.